Chlamydomonas reinhardtii is the source of this 3266-nucleotide messenger RNA. RefSeq lists its product as uncharacterized. The transcript has 2 exons. Lineage: Eukaryota; Viridiplantae; Chlorophyta; Chlorophyceae; Chlamydomonadales; Chlamydomonadaceae. Bases 103 to 1806 code for a protein of 567 amino acids. The record is from RefSeq and is a predicted model, not a curated record.
ACUUAAGCUUUUAUGGUCAUACACUUGCUAAGUCCCAAGCGGCUGCGUUUGAAAAUGGCUAUCUCGCAAACACUGCCAUAAUCCCUAGCAUGUCUCGGUAGGAUGCCUUCUUUGGAAGCCACACCAGCCUGUUGCGUUUGUGGAGCGACGGACAAACAAAUUAGGCAGAAGAAUGGCCCGCCCCUGCGAGGCCACACGGGACCCAUCCGCAUUGUCGCGACCAGCGAGGAAGCCAAAAAGCUGGCCGUUGCAGAGGCAAACGGCUGCAAUCUUGCAUACAUUUGCAAUAAACAUUACUUGGCCAACUCCAAGGCCGUGGGUGCGCUCGCGGAGGAGGUCAUCGCCGCGCGGGAAGCGCGGGAAGCUCAGCCGCGGACGCGCGCGGCACAGCGAGCAGCAGCUGUAGAGCCGGAGCUGGCGCCCGACAUCACAGCGCGGCUGGCGCGGGCUCCGGGCAUGAGAGGGAGCGCGGUGCCGCAGCGUGGUGCCGCAGUGCGUGAGCUGCGCAGCCUAGCUGCCCCCGCAGCAGCGGCGCUGGCGCCCGCCAGCAGCAGUGGCGGCGGGGCGCGUAAGUCAGCACGGCGGUCAAACACCAGCUACGCUGAUGUAUUGCGCACUGGCGUGCCGGCGGCUCCUGCUGCGGCUGCAGCUGGAGGUGGCGGAGGCGAGGCAAUGGUGGUGUCUCCUGCAAGCAACCGUCGAAUGACCAUUUGUGUCGCCUCCAUCCACACCGACCGCCUGCUGCUCGACCACGAGGACUACAUGCACAAGCUGAAGUGCUUGAUUGCGCAGCUGCGGGCACAGUUGGCGGAGGUCGUGGCCGCUGGCAGCAGCAGCAGCAGCACUAGCCGCAGUGGCAGGGCUGGACGUGGUGGCAGCGGCGGCGCGGACACAGUGACUAACCUGCUCAGCCUCUCGAACGUGCUGGCGGCAGCCACUGGCAACCCGCAACUGGCGCACAUCACUGCUGGCCUGAACAAGUCAGCGGACGCGCAGAGUGUGCCCACGGCCACAGCUGUAGUGUACGACACGCGGCUGCAGGAGGCGCUCGUGGCCCAGGGCUUCGCACUGGAUGCGCUGGUGCUGCGCAUCCUGGGCGAGGAGUACCAGGCGUGGGACAUGGCGCACCUGACCUGCCCGGCGCGGGUGCAGCGCAUGCAGGCGCUGCAUGCGCUGCUGCGGUCGUUGGUGCUGCCGCACCUCAACAACCCGCGGCUGGCCGCCAAGUUCGCCAGCCGCACCAGCAAGGUGAUGGGCGUCACCACGGACCUGAUCUUCUCCAUGAUGGCCAACAUUGAGGCACUGCUGCAGCUGCUGCUGGCUGUACCGGCAGCCGCUAGCCUGGCGGUGCUGCGCGCGCUGAGCACCGAUGACUGUGAGAACGAGUUCUCCAUCAUCGUGCGCGGCAUUGGCUACAAGCCGCGCCUGUGGGACCUGCUGGGCUACCUGUCGCGGGUGGACUUCCUGACGGACCUGCGCCGCAGCUACCCUGAGCACGGCAUCGUGGUGCCGGGCAGCAGCAAGGCCCACUACACGCACCACCACGCCGUUCAGCAGCGGGACCGCAGCUGGAACGACAGCGCAUGGCUGCGCGCGCGGAGCCUGCUCGGUGCUGACGGCGCUGGCGGGGCGGCGGCGGCUGUGGCUGGGGCCGGGGCGGGUGUGGGCGCCGGGGCGGGGGCGGAGGCGGAGGCGAACACGCAAUACACGGACUUCCUCGGCAGCAUAGUGGACCGCGCGCGCGGACGCCUCGGCCUCAACCGCGACCCCAGCAUCCGCAGCCACCACCGCAACAGCACCAAAUAGCUACAUGGAUGCAUAAUACUUGUUAGUUACUAGCUGUUUGCGUAUUCGUGAUCAACACGGCUGCCACAGUGGGAUGUCGACAUGUUGACAUGUUAAAAUGUAUGCUGUUAGGUGCACAUGAUCUGAUCGGCCUCGGAGCAUUUAAGUGUUAUAUAUUAUGCAUAUAGAUGAUUUUGGACACGUAUGACUGGGUAUCAGGGUUAGAAUACUGAUUCGGGGCCCUGACAUGUCGACAUGCAGACAUGUCAACGGCAGCUGCAACACCAACAUGCUAGCGAUGUGGAUCAGACAGAAGCACGUCAGCCGGACCUGCUGCCAAAAGUUGGGGUCUGAUCCGCAUCGCCAACCCUGUAAUAGUAAUAAUAAUUCAAACGCCGGCCCAUGGGGCCUGGCGUGGAUUAUCGGGGUAAGGUGGCUAGGGCGAGGAGGCCCAUCCCCCUCGCGCUGCCACCUCACCACGCACUCCGAGGAGGUGUGGGGGAGCCGUGGCUCACCCGCCUCUCGGUUUGAGUUCCUGCUCGGUUACUCGGCGCAUUUUGAUAAUGCCGCCCGCACUGUUCACAGCGUGUGUGUGGAGCCUCUCUCCGCAUACUCGUGCGGCUGUGUGGGUCACCCCAAGUUGAGAGGUGAGCAGCUUAGUGAGGUUGCAAGGGAUGGCCCCAGUCACUCCGAGCGCAAGGCAUUCAUUGGUGGAGUAGUGGACCGUCCAUCCGGCCGCUUCCAGCAGUCGCUUGAGUUCUUGGUGUUGUUGAGAUUUUUCUUCCCGCUUGUCCAAAUGGCGGACGUCAGAGCUGUAACCGAUUUCAAGGAUAUAGAUGGGCAGCCGUGCUUUGUUCAGGGGCGGGCGGUACCCUUCUCUAUGUGUUUCAUGGGCGGGCAGGUUUGGGAUGAACAGAAUGUCAGGUCUGAGCCUUGUAAUAAGGGGUGGUGAUGUCCUCUCCGCAGCCAGCCAGGCGGGGGGGCGUUGUGCAGACGCAUAGUGUGGCAGGUCGGCUAGCGGGCCCGCGUCCAUGACCAUGAACCCGUUCCCGUAGGUCCCUUUGGAGAUGCAUUUGGCGACACGCUGGACUGCCCAGUUGUGCCGAUUGAUGUACGCACCUUUCAUUUUAGGGUGUGUGCAGCCUCCGAGGAUGUGCCCGCCGGAGUCAGGGGUGUGGCAGAGGGGGCAGUUGCCGUUCCCUCCCAGGCGGUAGCGCCGUUUAAGCUGUGCGUUGAAGAGGUAGCCAUAGCGGGCGUAGAGUAUUUGCUUGACCAGCCAGGGGUGCCUGGUGGAGCUGGCGAGGGUGCGGUUGCUGAGGGUGGGGCACAUGUUGGCAGAUGCUUCAUCACCGGAUCGCUAACUCAGUGCACACCCUCCUCUGGAGGGUCUGAUUAUGGCGCUUAGUGAGAUGCUGUCACAGGUUCGAAUCCCGUCAAGAACAGUUUUUUUUGCCAGAUCACAGCGAAGAAGUAGAUAAGAU